CAAAUUUUGAGGUUAUGAAUUCCGGUUAAAAAUGAGAGAAUUUAUAUUUAGACAGACUAUGAACUAUUAAUAAAGAAAGUUUGCAAUGGCGCUUCUUGGUGCCCAACUUGUUAUUACACUGAUAAUGGUGUCAGUGAUACAAAAAUUGGGCAAUUAUUCUUUUGCUCGUUGGUUGCUAUGCUCACAGGGCUUGUAUCGGUACCUGUAUCCGGAUAACAAUGAGUUAAAAACGUUAGCAGGAGUUCCUAAAGAUAAAACGAAAGGAAAGAAAGGUGGCAAAACUGAAGCAAAUGGAAAACCAGAGACAUUUCAUGUACCUCGCAGUCUCGAAAUACAACUGGAAACUGCACCAGUGACCCCCUUAGAUGUAGUACAUUUGAGAUUCUAUACAGAAUAUGUGUGGAUUGUGGACUUUUCUUUGUAUACAGCUAUUGUUUAUAUCCUGUCCGAGAUUUACACAGCAAUAUUUCCUUUAAAGGAUGAAUUCAAUUUGAGCAUGGUGUGGUGCCUACUGGUGGUUUUGUUUUCUUUUAAAAUUCUUCUGUCUUUAACUAAGCAGUACUUUACCAGUGAAGAGUCAAUAGGUGAAAGAUCUACCUGCAUAGUAGCAUUCUGUGUCUUUUUGCUCAUUGCUAUGAUGGUACUCAUUAUUGAUGAAUCUAACCUGGAAGUUGGAGUAGAUCCUGCUUAUGAUAGUUUUUAUGAGAAUGCUUCCAAGUUCUUGGAAAAUCAAGGAUUGUCUUCUGUGGGUCCAGCAUCUAAAUUGAUUCUCAAAUUGUCAUUAGCUGUGUGGGCUGCUCUGAUUGGAACACUGUUCACUUUCCCAGGCUUUAGAGUUGCUCGGAUGCACUGGGACUCAUUAAGGUAUUACGACGACAGUAAGGUGAAGACUCUAUUACUGAACAUAAACUUUGCGAUGCCAUUUGUGCUGACGUUGCUGUGGGUGCGGCCAAUCACGCGGCACUACCUGACUGUACGAGUAUUCAGUGGCAUGGAAGGACCACUUAUGAGGGCGCGUGCGUUCGACACUGUCCGGCUAGUGCUGACGGUUGGCGCGGGCGUGGUGCGCGCGGUAUUGUUGCCGCGACAGCUACAGGCGUAUUUGGAUAUGGCGCAGAGACGAGUGCAGGCGUUGCAGAAGGAGGCCGGAAGAAUCACUAAUGUGGACUUGCAGAAGAAGAUUGCUUCAGUAUUCUACUACUUAUGCGUGGUAGCACUACAGUACAUCUGUCCUCUGGUCAUGGGGGUCUACCUGACUCUGAUGUACAAGACCCUGGGCGGUUACUCCUGGUCUUCUCUAAUCUAUGAAGUGGAGGAAGUGAACAAUGCUACUACCGUAGCGACUUCCCCAGUCCUGGAAGAAGGCAUCGAGCAAUACCAACUAGCUUGGGAGAACUUAAAAAUGGUAUUCACCGAGGAGGUGUAUCGCGGCGUCCUCGGGUUCGCUACCUGGUGGUGUAACUUCGCCUGGUUCCUCACCACCGCGUUAGGUGCAGGCUAUCAGACUUAUUUCAGGAUUUCGUGAUUCCACCAUCUCUUGCAUAACUAUAGCUCCCCGCAAAUAUACUCUAAAGAUGUGGCCAAUCAUAGCGCGGCAAACGUACGCGACGUUUGUCGCGUGAUAAACAUCCAAUCGCGACUGUGUUGCUGCUCAAAAUUAG
Messenger RNA from Chilo suppressalis (striped riceborer), 1661 nucleotides. Lineage: Eukaryota; Metazoa; Arthropoda; Insecta; Lepidoptera; Crambidae. The record is from the annotation of a GenBank genome assembly.